Messenger RNA from Drosophila subpulchrella, 687 nucleotides. Its product is annotated as mucin-1-like. Bases 1 to 687 code for a protein of 228 amino acids. NCBI's taxonomy places the organism in Eukaryota, Metazoa, Arthropoda, Insecta, Diptera, Drosophilidae. The record is from RefSeq and is a predicted model, not a curated record. The transcript has 2 exons.
AUGUUCUUGCCUAAGUUCGAUGGGCAAGGUCGGGUCACUCCGCGGGACGAGGCGGGGUAUAGACGCUCGUCGCUGGCACGGGGACGCUGUUUUAUUGCAGUCGGAUCGCGUCGCGACACGGGUGAUUCGCCACAUAGCCACGUGGCCUCCCAUGAAGCCGUCAAGCGCAUACCGCGCCCCGAACAGCGCCCACAGAGCGGCCCAGCAGCGCCCAACGAGCGCCCAGCGAGCGGCGUCAGUGCACCACCAGCGGCACCCACGUGUUCAUCAGGAGCGCCCAACGAGCGCCUCACCGAGCGCCAUCAGGAGCGCCAAUCAGCCGCGCCCACAGAGCGCAAGACCGUGCCAUCAACAGUACCAACGGCACCCACAGCAGUGUCGACCGAGCGCCAUCAGGAGCCCCAAUCAGCCGCGCCCACAGCAGCGCCCAGCCGCGCCCUCAGCAGCGCCAACCGCGCCGGAUACGUGGUCACUAGCCAAGCUACGAGCGCCACCAGGAGCGCGCAACGAGCGGCCACCGCGCCCUCAGCUACGUCCACCGCGCCGCCAGCAGCGCCGUCCACGGGGCAACGGGAGCGCCAGCCGCAACCACAUCGGUCAGCCACUGCCGCAUGUCAGCAGUACCUGCCGUGCGCCCCUGGUAGCGCCCAGCGCCCAGUCACGACACUAGGAGCGCUCACCGAGUGA